GUUGUCCCCCAAUACGGAAGUACUUAAUAUUUUACUACGGCUGCUCCGAACGCGUUGGAGAUGUUUCUAGCCGUUAAUGUCACAAUGUUCUGAAAUAUAUUUCUUUAUGACUGUCUCCUGCUAGUAAUUUAGGGGGAUCGCGAUGGCAGGCGCAUAUUUCCAGUUUUCUUGCAUAUGUUCCGAUUGACGUUUGACCUACAGAGCUGAGCUGCAAGCGGUUUAACAAUGGAAACCUCGUUUAGUAACUUGGCGAAAGGAGGCUUUCAGCGGGCAAAGAAAUGUGUCCUGGAGUUGGAGUUUACCAGUGGGGUAGCGACGGUGAUCGCAGUUUCUGCGGUUUUGUUUAUAGUUUCAACUUUCUGUCAUAUUCCAGCCGACGUGGGCAGCCUGGACAGCAGCGCUGUUUUGAAAGGAAACGUGCAGCGGCUCUUCACCUACUCCUUCUUCCAUGAGGACGCAUGGCGGCUGCUGCUCGGUGCCGGCGCCCUGCUGCUCCUAGGCGGCGGGCUGGAGAGAGGCCUGGGCACCGUGCGCUUCCUCUACCUGCUGCUCCUGCUGCCCGCAUGCGCCGGACUGCUGUAUGCGCUGCUGGAGCCGCUGCUGUUCGGUGCGGCGGCGCGAGGCUGCGUGCUGGGCCUCGUGCCUGCAGCCCUGUCCCUGCAGGGGGCGGCCGUCACGCGGAGCCUCAUGCGCAGGGCCAUCCUCUUCGGCAUCAACGUGCCUGCCCUCGCCCUGCCCUGGGUAUUCCUCCUGAUCGCGCACCUCAUUCCGGGUGACGUCCUCCUCUGUAACGCCUUGGCUGUAAUCGUGGGACAGAUCUACGGAAAGGGCUGGCUGGCAUUGCUCACCGUGUCAGAAAGCAGGGCGUCUCUUCUGGAUAAGAAGAUGCCAUUCAGACUGUUGCGGAAGCUGCCCGGGGUGACAUACAUGCCAGCAUGUGUGGAGGAGAGGAGGAGAACCACGCACCGUCUUUGCAAGCCAGCUCCUGGGUCCUAUCCGGUUCAAGCCUACGCCCCAGUGUCAUCCACCCUCCCCACACAAGCUGUGGGGACUCUCCCCCAAAUGUACGACGGCUGGAAACACUCUACGUGUGCUCAAGAGAGCUACGCUGCAUUGACCUUACACCACGGGCCCAGCGCUGGGUGGGGUCGUCAUCACAGCCAAUGGCAGACUUACCCUGCACAGCACAGCAGUCAUCACUGCACUCAAGGCAGCACUUGUGCACAUUCCCAUGCCGGUUCUCCUGCAGCCUUUGCUCCUCCGCCUGUGUGCUAUGCUGCUCCUCUCACUGUCCCAGCCGGGGGACCGUCCAACAUCCCGGGGACACCCCAGGUUAGCCUGGUUACCCAUGGAGGCCAUGGACUGCCCCCUUAAAGAAGUACUGAUGUGUUAAGAUAAUGUAAAGUUUUUUUUAAAUGACUAUGUUGGGUAGGAGUAUAGUUUUAGUACGGAGACUGUUUUCAGUCUGGCAACUUCAGACAUGCUUUAUUUACUCAAGCAGAUAUGAAUUGUUCGAUUGUAUACUCUCAUCAAAAAAAAGAAUAUAAAUGUUUGUACCAUUUCUGUACCUUAAAAGGUACAAUUACAAGGGUCCAGCCACAGUGACAAGCAAAGAUGUAAAUUUUUACCCUUUUUUCAGAGUGUAUCCUGUUAUUGAAAAUAUUUUCUCCUAUAUUUCGCUUUGAUACUUUUGACUUUUGACAUGUUAAAUGUAAAUAUUUUGACCGUGAAUCUAAUCCUUUGUUUGUAGUUUGUAGUUUUGUUUGGUUGAAUGGACUCAUUACAUUUAAUCUCUGCUGC
This is a messenger RNA of Brienomyrus brachyistius, 1800 nucleotides long. RefSeq names its product rhomboid domain containing 2 (gene rhbdd2). The transcript is spliced from 4 exons. Gene Ontology annotation, cellular component: membrane. The coding region runs from base 226 to 1374 and encodes 382 amino acids. Gene Ontology annotation, molecular function: serine-type endopeptidase activity. Lineage: Eukaryota; Metazoa; Chordata; Actinopteri; Osteoglossiformes; Mormyridae. The record is from RefSeq and is a predicted model, not a curated record.